AUGGAACCUGUAGAGUACGAUGAAACCAUACACCCAGUAGUAUGGUUAAAUAAGAUUAAAUCAUGUUGUUAUAAAAAUCAAAUUACAAAAAAGGAAGAUAUUAUGGAAUUUUGUAAAUCCAUGAUUCAUCCUUCGAUUGACGUUUCUAAAUCAAAGAAAAUUAAAUCAUUAAAUGAUUUAAUCGUAUAUUUUAAUCAAAGCUUUUUAAAACGACGAAAAUUGAUUCGUUCUGGUUCAUGUAUCUCUCUAAAACAUGUCGCAACUGGAAAAUAUUUAACCAGUUGUAAUAUGCAUUAUAAAACGGGCUCUAAGGGAUCUAUUUUUAAUGUUUUUAAUGUUAAAAUUAUAUCGAUUAAGGUUUUCGCUAGCCAAACUCUAUCCAAUCUUAAUUCUUUAUGGAUCGUUUCAGAUUUUGAAAAUGAAAGCAAUCCGAUUGUUUAUGGUAAAAACAAAGUAUAUUUUCUAAAUAAAGGUGUUAACGAAAACAUAUUUAUAUCUGGGGAUUACAAAUCCCCUUCAACUGGAAAUUGGGAAGUAAGUUGUACUCGCGAAAUAUAUGAGCAUUUGAUAGAAAGUGAUUCAACAAAUAACAAUGAUACUUAUUAUAUAAAAUCGAAAGAAAUAAUAAAUAUACGUGAUAUGGAAACUAACAACUGUAUAUUACAUAGUCAUGAAUUUCCUUUUACUAUUGAUAAUGAAACAUAUCAAGAAGUUGUUGGGCAUAAAGGAAGAGUUGACAGGAAUGAUAAGGCUGAUACUAAAAGGAUCCCAAGAAAGUCUAAAAAAAGCGAUUGGGUUAUCAAGAUUGGGGAUACUAUUAUCGUUGUUACCGAGGCUAAAAGAGAGGAUAUUAAUCAGGGAGUUGGUCAAAAUGCAAUCCAGCUACAAGCUUCGUCUCAGCGUAAUAAAAAGAAACGCACAUUCAAUGAGGCUUUGCGUGAAGAUAUAAUGUAUGGUAUCGUUUCGACAGGGGUAGACUGGGUCAUAAUUAAGUUAGUCAAUACUGGCGAAUGCAAUGACAAUGAUAAUGGGAAUGUCGAGAUGAUAACUGAUUUACCACUAGGAUUGCUAUGUAUAUCAUAUGGCCGAAGGCCACAUGAUAGAGUAGCAUCCUAG
Molecule: messenger RNA, 1116 nt
Organism: Rhizophagus irregularis DAOM 181602=DAOM 197198
Lineage: Eukaryota; Fungi; Glomeromycota; Glomeromycetes; Glomerales; Glomeraceae
Source: RefSeq, a predicted model, not a curated record